Molecule: messenger RNA, 1364 nt
Organism: Polistes dominula (European paper wasp)
Lineage: Eukaryota; Metazoa; Arthropoda; Insecta; Hymenoptera; Vespidae
Product: UDP-glucose 4-epimerase
Biological process (GO): beta-D-galactose catabolic process via UDP-galactose, Leloir pathway
Cellular component (GO): cytosol
Molecular function (GO): UDP-glucose 4-epimerase activity
Source: RefSeq, a predicted model, not a curated record
GUUCUUAGUUUCAGAGUAUACUAAAUUCUCCCUUCUUCAGUUGAAGAACGUAGACAUAACUGGAAAUACAUUCAGUCAUUAGAUAAACGCGAAAGUAUCCUCCACGAUUCUUCGACAUUUAAAAAAAAAUAAUUUUAAUUAAUACCUAAUCGAGUGAAUAAAUAAAUUACUUUUCAAGAAUGAUCUAUUACGUGUGUCCUUGAACUUUCAACGUACACAUUUCUGAAGCUAUGAGUGAAAAUUGGAAGACAAUAUUUGUAACUGGGGGUGCUGGCUAUAUUGCUAGUCAUUGUAUUGUUGAACUUUUAGAAUCUGGAUAUGAUGUAGUAGCCAUAGACAAUUUUGCGAAUAGCGUUGUAGAAGGUAAAGGUGAAUCGGCUGCUCUUAAAAGAGUUGAAAAAAUAACCGGAAAAAAAGUAAUAUUUUACAAUUGUGAUCUAAUCAAUAAAAACAACCUUGAAGAAUUAUUUAAUAAACAUAAAAUAGAUUGUGUCAUUCAUUUUGCGGCAAUAAAAGCAGUUGGUGAAUCCAUGCAAGUUCCACUUCAUUAUUACAAGAAUAAUAUUAUCGGUGCCAUUAAUUUAUUAGAAGUAAUGAAAGCUGCUGGGUGCUUUCAAUUAGUUUUUAGUAGUUCUUGUACAGUAUAUGGAGAACCAAAUGAAUUACCAAUAACCGAAGAACAUCCCACAGGAAAUAUAACUAAUGUAUACGGUCGUACUAAGUAUUUCAUUGAAGAGAUGCUUAAAGAUAUAUCAAGAGCAGAAAAGAGUUGGAAUAUAAUCUCUUUAAGAUAUUUCAACCCAGUAGGUGCUCAUCCUAGCGGAUUAAUAGGAGAAGACCCAACUAAACCAUUUACAAAUUUAAUGCCAUACAUUGCACAAGUUGCAUUAAGGCAUAAAUCUGAAUUGACUAUCUUUGGUGGUGAUUACCCUACAAAGGAUGGAACGGGAAUUCGAGAUUAUAUUCAUGUAAUGGAUUUGGCAUCUGGUCAUGUAGCUGCUUUAAAUGCUUUACAUAAACAACAUGUCAGACUAAAAAUUUACAAUUUAGGUACUGGACAAGGAGUAUCCGUUCUUGAAUUAAUAAAAACAUUUGAAAAAGUGACAGGCUCAACCGUUCCAUAUAUUAUAAAAGAUAGGAGAGAAGGCGACAUUGUUUCGAUGUUUGCUAAUACAGAUUUAGCAAAAAAAGAACUUGGAUGGAAAACUAAACACAAUGUUGAACGAAUGUGUGAAGAUUUUUGGAGGUGGCAAACCAUGAAUCCAUAUGGUUAUCGUGCGCCAAUUAAAAAUGGCGUUCAUUAUCAUGUAAAUAAUACUACAUAAAUUUAUAAGACUUGUAUAAUUAACAAAUAAAUAAUUUAU